CGGAGCUCAGGACGGCUGGCAGAAAUCUCCCCAAGCCCAAGGCUGGCAGAGCUUUACAGGAUCCCAGCACCACAGCCUGUAGAUGAGCUCCACCCACCUAAAUUCAAACCCCAGCCACCGAAGGAGAGGAGAACCAGUCUGGAUUGCCCGGCAACUCGAUGGAGGCACUUCAGGACUGGAAAGGCUUUCAGUAUCCUGCCACUGCCAGGUGUGCUGCAGCCAGGAGAGAGCCAGCAGGUCUCCUCCACCCUCUCUGGCCACCUCAACACCACCUGCAAUGUCCCGGAGCUGUGCCACAUGGAGGGAGGCUCCACCUCCGAGGUGCUGGUGCCCAGGGCAGCCUCACGUGUCAGCUCCUCCCUGAGCCCCCAGGAGAUCAACUGUAGCUCUCAGGCCCCUCUCAGGGUCAGAAGGGAGCUGAAGGAGCCAGCUCAAAAGGUCAAGGAGGAGGCAAAAGCCCUAGAGGAGGAAGAGAGGAGGAAGGAGGAAGAGAGGCAGAAGAAGCGAAAGAAGAGUGUCUCUGUUGGGAAGCAAGCUCCAAAACCAGCAAGGGGGAAAACCAAGACCCAAGAGAAUAAGGAAACCAAAAUCCCAGAGAGGAAGGAAACCAAAAUCCCAGAGAAGAAUGAAGCCAAAAUCUCAGAGAAGAAGGAAGCCAAAGACCCAAAGAAGGGGGAACCCAAAGCCGUCAAGGAGGGGGGAACUGAAAUCCCAAAGGACUAAGCUAAGAUGGAGAAGAACCCUUUAUUCUUUAUUCAUACAACUCAUUUUACACAGUUUAACACACCUUGUGUGCACCUUUAGUUCAU
This is a messenger RNA of Zonotrichia leucophrys gambelii, 809 nucleotides long. RefSeq lists its product as uncharacterized. NCBI's taxonomy places the organism in Eukaryota, Metazoa, Chordata, Aves, Passeriformes, Passerellidae. The coding region runs from base 298 to 723 and encodes 141 amino acids. The transcript is spliced from 4 exons. The record is from RefSeq and is a predicted model, not a curated record.